This is a messenger RNA of Heteronotia binoei (common prickly gecko), 2800 nucleotides long. RefSeq names its product RAB11A, member RAS oncogene family (gene RAB11A). The transcript is spliced from 5 exons. The record is from RefSeq and is a predicted model, not a curated record. Lineage: Eukaryota; Metazoa; Chordata; Lepidosauria; Squamata; Gekkonidae. Gene Ontology annotation, molecular function: GTP binding; GTPase activity. Gene Ontology annotation, biological process: melanosome transport; neurotransmitter receptor transport, endosome to postsynaptic membrane; exocytosis. Bases 116 to 769 code for a protein of 217 amino acids. Gene Ontology annotation, cellular component: postsynaptic recycling endosome; axon; transport vesicle.
GCGGGACCGAGGCGGAGGAGGAAGCAGCAGCCGCCGCAGGAGCAGGGAGGGGCCGCGUCGCGUCGCGCCCGGUCGGUGGUUCCUGGUCAGCAGCGGCAGCCGCGGAGGCGUCACCAUGGGGGGCUCCCGAGACGACGAGUACGACUACCUCUUCAAAGUUGUCCUCAUUGGAGACUCCGGAGUCGGCAAAAGCAACCUUCUCUCUCGCUUCACGCGCAACGAGUUCAACUUGGAAAGCAAGAGCACGAUUGGGGUGGAAUUUGCGACGCGGAGCAUCCAAGUGGACGGCAAGACGAUAAAGGCCCAGAUCUGGGAUACAGCCGGGCAGGAGCGAUAUCGGGCAAUCACCUCGGCCUAUUACCGCGGAGCCGUGGGAGCCUUGCUGGUUUACGACAUCGCCAAGCACCUCACCUACGAAAACGUGGAGCGGUGGCUGAAGGAGCUGCGGGACCACGCGGACAGCAACAUCGUCAUCAUGCUGGUGGGCAACAAGAGCGACCUGCGCCACUUGCGUGCCGUUCCCACGGACGAGGCCCGAGCAUUUGCAGAAAAGAACGGCCUCUCGUUUAUCGAGACCUCUGCUUUAGACUCGACGAAUGUGGAAGCGGCCUUCCAGACCAUUCUGACUGAGAUCUACCGCAUCGUGUCUCAGAAGCAAAUGUCCGACAGACGUGAGAACGACAUGUCUCUAAGCAACAAUGUGGUCCCCAUCCACGUCCCCCCGACCACAGAAAACAAACCAAAGAUGCAGUGCUGUCAAAAUAUAUAACAAGUUUCUUUCCAGUGUAAUAUUUCUCUCCCCCCCCCCCCCCAGUUCCAAAAUGGAAAUAGAUCCUUGGGUUCACGUUGGUAUUCUUUUAAUUAUCUUCCCCUCUCCAUUCAAUUAUUUUUGAUUCCUCUCCCCCCCACUGGAGUUCUCCGGGUCUUAACUCUUUGAUUUCCAUAUUACGACUCCUUCGUUGUUUGCGUGUGACUGCAGCAUUAUCGAAAUGUUAGUCUGGCAGGGCAGAUACCGUGACGGAUUCCCCUUUCCAGCGUGCUGGCGCAUUCUGCAGAGAACCAAGAUCAGUUGCCCCUGUUUUGCCUUUUGCAGCUUGGAAUGGGAAUUACGACACUCCACAAAUGUGAGUUGACUUCCCCUGAGAAUUUUUGGAAAAACACUUUUAACCACUGAACCACAAUAUCAGAUGUUUCUGGAGGGACAGGCUGUGUGCAGCUUGCCUCUACGUGUUUUGUGGCUCUCGGCCAGCACCCCUCCUUUGAAGCAGUUACGGCCAAUUGACCGACGGUCUUGGAUUGCCGAUGCUGGUUCAGAACUGGGGUUCCCUUGCCUGGCGAUCCUGGUGAACGUCUCUGUCCUGCAGAAGUCAGCCCAACGAAGCAGUAACUUCAAAUCCCGAGCCUGCAGGAUUUGAAGAAACGGCCUGAUUGCUUUCUCCCCCACCCAACGUCCCAUCACCGACAGCGUUGCUUCAGGCAGAUUCCUUCUCAAAGCAAUGUAAGCAGCGUAGAAUUUUUAAAAAUUGUUUCACGGUGAAUUAACUUCCACAGGCAAGAGAGCGGGGGGCCGGCCCCAUGGCCUGCUGACGAUAGUUUUGUGGGGAUUAAGUCAACAGCAGGCCAACCGAGUGAAGACCAAAAAGGUGGGGUGCUGGGUGACCAGCAUAGCAGAAGAGGGCGGGUGAGAAGUGGAUAGCCGAGCCUCUCGUCUUGCUUGGCAGUGUCUUGUACGACUCCCAAAUGAGAUGUUGGUUCGCUUUGGCACCCGUGGCGAUUCCUUUGCUCCUUCGGCGGCAUGGCAGAAGCUCAGGAAAGUACCACCCCGCUCCUCACUCCCUUUUUUGAAUUCGAACCCUUCACUUUGAAAAGACUGGCUUUGAUUCUAGCAGCCCAGCCACACCAGAGGGCGUUGAUCGGAGCAGGUUGGGAUUAGACCCGGUUUGCACACCUGCUGAGAGGGGCUCCUGAUCCACCCCUUUGUGUUAGCAGCCCUUGGCGUGCCGGCAGACGGCACCGCCCACAAGAAUUCCCCCACUGGAUUAAAGCAAGGGCUGAAUCAGCAGAUGAGUCUGCAUUUGGCUCUCUCAGGCAGACACGCGCCUUAGUUCCCAGCUCAAAGUUCUUGGCUUCUCAGACGCCCUCACGUUGCAUUCCAAAGGGUAAGAACGGUUCGUCCUUGGCGAGCCGCUUCUUAAGGAUGGUUCACCCUGCAGUACAGGGGAAGCCAAGAACAGGGGAGGGAAAAGCCCCCAGGUGUCAAAGGUCAGGGGGGAUAGGAGGAGGAGGAAGGGACCUUCUCACAAAUUGGCCAUCAGCCCAGAAAGCACCCCCUGUGCCCCCCCCCCCCAAGAUGCCCCCCAAGUGCUGCCUUUUCCAACCGGCCUGCCAGUCCGCAGUGCUGAUGACGUGUGGAGCACACAGAAGGCAUUGCUGUGGUCCUUUCGUCCUCUUUUUGUUUCCGGCUCCUCGUGGGGUUUUUCACAAACCUCACAUCCCCCCUCCCCUCCCCUCCCUGACCUCAAAUCUUCAUUUUGUAAAUUGCUUUGUUUACUGUAUGCACAUUCUGUACUUUUUUGGAGUAUUUUUUAAAGAUUGAUUUAAGACGAUUCGUUUAUGGGAAUUCUAAUAAAAAGCAUUGCAGGGGGCUGUUCAGCGGUCACUGAGCGAGCGUCUUUGGAGCUGGGCGGCGGAGGGCGUUUGGGCGCUCCGGCAAGUUAAAUCGAAGCCGUACGAAGGUGAUGAAAGCGACCCCGUUCCAUGCCGUGCAGAUGUUGCUCAGAAUAAAUUAUGCAAAUCUGUU